Phragmites australis (common reed) is the source of this 958-nucleotide messenger RNA. RefSeq lists its product as uncharacterized. The transcript has 2 exons. The record is from RefSeq and is a predicted model, not a curated record. NCBI's taxonomy places the organism in Eukaryota, Viridiplantae, Streptophyta, Magnoliopsida, Poales, Poaceae. The coding region runs from base 1 to 765 and encodes 254 amino acids.
AUGGGCCAAUUGGAUGGGCCAGGCCCAUACAGUAACAGGCCGCAGUUCUCUGCUACGCAUCGGUCAUCCGAUGGAAGAAAAAAAAAGGGGGGGUCAUCCGAUUCGAUUCGAUUGACUGGCACAGCCACCACGCCGCCGCGACGGAGAUGGCGCCUCUCCCUCCCCGUCGCCUUCUUCCUGCUCCUCCUCUGCCUCCCAGCGGCCCCACACGCCGCUGGUGGAGACCCGACCCCGACGCCGUGGCCCCCGCAGUUCCACGCGACGCUGGUGAUGGAUUACCACGGCAACAUGUCGCUGUCCGACCUCUGGUACGACUGGCCGCGGGGCCGCAACCUCCACGUCAUCCGCUACCAGCUCGCCGCCGACGCCCCCUUCUACGACGCCGAGUGGAACAACGGAACCUCCUUCUUCUACACCCCGGCGCGCCGCUCAUGCCGCUCCGCCGCCGUCGGGGUCGGCAUCCUCCGCCCCGACUGGCUCCAGCCCGGCGCGGUCUACCUCGGCCGCCGCGACGCCGAUGGCUUCGACUGCCACGCAUGGGCCAAGGCCGACUUCAUCACCUACUACGAGGACGUCCAAACCAAGCGACCAGUCAAGUGGGUCUUCUACACAGGGAGGACUACCUAUGUGAUGAGCUUUGAGGUGGGAGCAGUGCUGGAGGAUGAGGGAUGGCAGGCGCCUGAGUACUGCUUCUCCAAGGAUGGUGGAAUCGCCCACAUCUCCGGUGGGCAUGAUGACAGCUUUAUCCCCAGGAGUGUGUUGUGAGGAUUUAUCUUCCGCUCAUGUGCUCCUCUUGGUCUCCGAUGUAGCUUUGAACAUAGAGAUGCCGUGGAACAGUAUGACCACGCAUGCGUUCUCUCAAUGUUUUUGCGUAAAUUUAAUAAUGUGAUGGAGCCGGAUCUUGUUCUCCUUGAUAUAAUCAAGUGAAGUACUGCAGUACAUAGCUUGUAUUGUAUCC